Messenger RNA from Phyllotreta striolata, 2421 nucleotides. The record is from the annotation of a GenBank genome assembly. NCBI's taxonomy places the organism in Eukaryota, Metazoa, Arthropoda, Insecta, Coleoptera, Chrysomelidae.
AUGGUCGGGAGAAUAGAGUUGCAGGAAUGCCUGCGGGAUUCGCCGAAGUUCAGAUUGGUGCUGGAGGAGGAGGAGGCGUGCGUGGAUCAAUUGGAAAGUAAAUUAGAAAAAAUCCUGAAAGUCUGCGGGUCCAUGGUGGAUUCGGGGAAAACAUAUGUUGGUCAACAGAGCCUAUUUGCAAACAGCCUAUGGGAUUUGAGUACGCAUUUCAAAGAAGACCCAAUGGUUUUGUCUUCACUGAACAAGCUCAUUCACAGUCUGCAAGAAAUGAACAAAUUCCACACGAUCCUUUUGGACCAAGCCUCAAGGACUAUACUCAAGAACCUCACUUCGUUUAUUAAAAACGACAUAAAAGGUGUGAGAGACUUCAAGAUGCACUUCGAGAAAAUCUCGACGGAAUACGAUAACGUCCUGCUGAGGAAUUCUCAUACGCCCAAGAGCAAGCAGCAGGAGGUCGAGGAGGUUCAAAACGUGUUGGUGGCUGUUCGGUCGUGUUUCGGACACCAAACGUUGGACUAUGUGAACAGCAUCACUGUGCUACAGUCGAAGAAAAGACACGAAAUUUUAAGCACGCUGCUUUCCUACAUGCACGCUUGUACCACAUACUACCAUCAGGGCUCCGACUUGUGCUCCGAUUUGGAUUCGUUCUUCAAAACAUUGGCCGAAGAGAUAGCGACGAUGCGCGAGGAAACGUACAAGAUACAAAAGCAAGUGGAGAAUACCCAUGCGAAGGUAUCGAACAUCGAGCCCGUGUGUUUGAAGCAGGAGAAAAACGGCCCCACGAUGGAAGGUUACCUGUUCAAGCGCACUUCGAACGCUUUCAAGACGUGGAACCGCCGGUGGUUCUACUUGUACGAUAACAAAUUGGUGUACAGGAAGAGAUCUGGCGAAGACCAUGAGACCAUCAUGGAGGACGAUCUGCGAUUGUGUUCGGUCAAACCGGUGGUGGACGGCGAAAGGAGGUUUUGUUUCGAAGUUCUAUCGCCGCUCAAAAGCCACAUGUUGCAAGCUGAUACGAAAGAGAUGUUCGAUUGUUGGAUAACGGCUUUGCAAAAAGGCAUCGGGGCGGCCAUACAACGCAUACAAAGCAUCGAUUUCGAUAAUUUAAAAACCGACGGUACCCAACACAUUUCCUAUUCGAAUAACUUCGACGAUAAAGGCCAUAACAGAUCGGCGCAUAGCGAUAAUAACAACCGUACCAAAAAGAGAAUGUGGGAGCAAUUGAUAAAAAUACCGGGCAACAACGCCUGCUGCGAUUGCGGCAGCCCCAAUCCGAGAUGGGCCAGCAUCAAUUUGGGCAUUACCUUGUGCAUAGAAUGUUCGGGCGUUCACCGAAGCUUGGGCGUGCAUUACAGCAAAGUCAGAUCGCUAACGUUGGACGAUUGGGAGCCCGAGAUAAUAAAAGUGAUGGUGGAAUUGGGCAAUUCCGUUGUUAAUAAAAUAUACGAAGCGAACUUGCCGGAUGAUGUGGUGAAGCCAUCGGAUCAAUGUCCGGGAGCUCUGAGAGAAACGUUUAUAAAAGCGAAAUACGUCGACAAGAAAUUCGUGAAGUCUCUGCCGAAAUUCGAGAAAGUCUCUCCGACAUCGAGCCGAUGUUCGAGACCCUCGAGUUUAAUGGACGUGCGGAAAUGGAGCGUGAGAAAAAUCAGACGGAGGCCGAAGAGCGUCGAUAAAAGGGAUAAGAAACCGUUAAGAGUCGAAAAAUCCAAUGAAACCAACGACAUGAGCGAAAAAGAAUGUCCGAAAAAGCGCAACAGCGUGCUACUAUUCGGCAACGAUCUCGAUAAACAAUCCCUAGACGGAACGAUCGAUUUGAGUAGUAGCGAUCAAGAAUCCACCGGAGGCGAAGAGGAAAACGAGACAGUUGGCGAGGAAGACAUAUCCAAACUGCAGCCCGAUUUGUUGUUGUACAAAGCCUCGGCCGCUCACAAUCUCCCUGUGAUGUGCGAAGCCCUGGCCCUGGGGGCCGAUAAGUGCUGGAUAAACGUAGAGGAUAGGAGCCGGACGCCCCUGCACGCCGCCGUACUCAGCGGAUCCGUGAUGCCUUGCGCGUAUCUGAUCCUCAACGGGAUAAAGAUCAACGCGCAGGAUCAGGACGGGAGGACGCCGUUGCACAUGGCCACACAGGAAGGGCAUACGGCCCAGGUUUGUCUGUUUUUAAAACACAGGGCCGAUCAGCAUUUGGAGGACGACGAAGGGAAGGUGCCCCUUUCGAUAGCCGAGCAAAAGGAGCACGCCGAUAUCGUUACAUUAUUGAGGCUGGGAAGGCUGAACGAGGAGAUGAAGGAUUCGGAGAUGGGAGUGACGGGUGAUGAUACGUUUAACGAUGUGGUUAGGGAUUUUUCGAGAUUGGCCUGUACGCAUCCGGAGAAAUUGCAAAGGGCGAAAAUGGAGGAGGAUAAAAGUGAUCGAACUGAUUAG